Paecilomyces variotii is the source of this 492-nucleotide messenger RNA. RefSeq lists its product as hypothetical. Lineage: Eukaryota; Fungi; Ascomycota; Eurotiomycetes; Eurotiales; Thermoascaceae. The transcript is spliced from 4 exons. The coding region runs from base 151 to 492 and encodes 113 amino acids. The record is from RefSeq and is a predicted model, not a curated record.
CCUACCAUUAAAGCUCCAGCUUCCUUUUGGGACAUGUCAUAUUUUCCCUCGAAUACAUUUAAUUCCUAAUAAAACAACUAUUUGUGUUCUCUGUUCUGGCUCGAAUCAACAUCAAUUGCUCUGUUCGUACCUACACCACACCCUCAUAACAUGUCGUCCUCUGAUAAAUUGAUGGAUACGGAACCUGGUGGCGAGAGCCGACAGUAUGAGUCCAUAAAGGAGUUCACGAAGACGCCCCCGAAACAGAGUGGCCAGCUGAGAGCUGGAGCUGCACACACAUACAGUGAUAUUAAAACUGGUCUAGAGCCCGGAGAGGCCCAGGAGGGUUAUGGCGAAAUUUCCCCAGAUGAAGAUGGGUUCGCGGGCAGAACAACUGACGUAUCGGGAGAGGCUGAUAAAGAUCUGAAACCACGGGCGCCAGAAGAUGAUGAGGAGGCGAGGAAAAGCAGGCGAGCACAGAGGUAUGGGCCUGGUUCAGGUGUCGGUGCAUAG